Molecule: messenger RNA, 447 nt
Organism: Talaromyces amestolkiae
Lineage: Eukaryota; Fungi; Ascomycota; Eurotiomycetes; Eurotiales; Trichocomaceae
Exons: 1
Coding region: 1-447 (148 amino acids)
Source: RefSeq, a predicted model, not a curated record
AUGCCAGCCUUUGUCGACUCUGCAAAGAAGAAUGAAACGUCGGCAUCCAACUACACCAGACAUUUGACAUCUAUCUGGAUUGCUGUGUUGCCAACAACCUUUAACUUCUUUGGGCCCAUUUUCAGCGAGGACACCUUCAUGACAGCCUUCAACGAUCCUAACACAAUUCUCGACGCAAAGCUCCCAUGGACGAUAUGGGGUGCGACUACAGAGGUUGCUAACUUCAUCCAUAACACCGAGCUACGCCGCUUGCCGAUGAUUCGUACGCAAGCGGUCCGCCACGAGCUGAACCAGGAACCCAGAUUAUUCGGAGCCAUCUUCACCUACCGACAACUGAAAUUACGCUAUAUAGCACACAGCAGAGCCGUCGAUGACGCUCCCAUAACCCGAGAACACCAAAGUGAAGUGCUUAGCGAGGCACGAUUUUGCUACUGUGAAUAUCCAUAG